AUGACCUCAGAUGAUAUAUGUUGCGCACUUCUCCCUGUGUGUCUAGCGUCGGCACUGCAGCAACCGACGGAGAAUUCGCAUACAGAAGACAAAGUGGCGAAUUCAACCGAUUCGCACUGGGAUCUAACACUGGACGAAGGUAGGCAUUAAUAUACUUUCUGUACACUCACCUCAACUGGGCACUUUAUCUGCGACCGCUAAAAUACCAUAGUUAAAGGGCAAACUCAAAAGUAACAAAAUCAAAUGAUUAGCCAACGAGGUCACAUCCGGAGAAUAUUACUAUUGGCAUAUUUUCGGAGCAGGUUGACUUGAGUACAUUUUUGAAUCCAGGAGGUACACAGCCAUUUGCAGUUUUGUGCUAUAAAAAGAGUACUUGCAUGUUUUAAGUAACGUUGUUUUCAAAGAUAAAAGUUCUGGGGUCACUCGCAUAGUCAGGCUGUCGAGGGAAAACUGGGGACAUAAAUAAUCAUCCGACCGUUUCAUGCAGAGUCGGAGGGAUUCCGCCUCCACGACUGAUCGUGGGAGAUCAUUCCACUUCUCAACCACUGUUUGUGUAAAACAUUCAGAGCGGAGGUUCAUCCUGGAGAUUUUUAUGCACAGCCUCAUCGAGUGGCCACAAAGAUUGGGCGAGUGGCGCCACCGAAACAUGCCCUCAAAGUUCAGCCAUACUCAAGGCCACGUAUUAUCUGAUAAACCAGAAUAUGAUCCCCGGUUUGCUGCCCGUAACACAGAGGGAAUAAAUUAAGGCACUUCAUUGUUUCCGUAUAAGAUUCUCUUUGCCAACUUUGCUGCAAAGCGUCGUACUUUUUGAGGCAUUUUUGGUCAUUCGCUAACCAUGAACUACCAUUAACAUAAUGCCUGGAAAUUGAGUCGCUGGUAAGUCACUUUGACAGCCCAGAGGUUGGAUGCAGAAUCAACAGUCAGACAGCAAACAAUGGCAUAAAGACCUGCUACAAGUGACAGAAUAUUCAUCGGUGCCCUGCAGCAUACCAUGUCAAAACUGUGAUGCAAGGUGUUUUGGUGAAACAGGAAAACGCAUCGGCACAGGACUGCACGAACAUCGGCUCACAGUCAACCGUAAGGACAUACCAUAUAUGGUUUAUGGCUCUGUACGACAGAAAAAACCACAAUUUCGACUUAAGGUAAGAAAGUAUAAUCGGCCAAUGUCCGAGCUCGUUGAAAUACACAUAGGGGCAGCACCAACUACAGGGGGCGCACAAACUGACGACUUCAAUGCGCCACCAGGCUUUUCACUUGAAGGAUAGGGUUAUGCAUUUAGACUAAUAAGUCAUCUAUGAUAUCCUAUGUGUCACCCGGACUAGAAUGACCAUUUCUGGCUUAUCAGCCGUCAUCAAACAAUCAUUCCUUACCCCAAGUGGGUAUCACUUGCGAUUGGAACGCGGCAUCUACCAUUGGGUCACGGGCCGCUGUUCGGUCGGUUGUGAUCGGGAAUAUCAAUCAUAACAGACAGUUUCUACAAGACAAUGUUUCCCCGGAUGACAUUGAAGCAAGUAUAGACAGCAAAAUUUAUUGGCAUCGUCGCGAACUUUAUUAAUUCUUUGGAAUUCUGCUGUCUAGGCUUGAGUUAAAGACUCUGUCUACGUCAUGCGCGGCUGUGCGGUUGCUGGUGAAGCUCUUAAGGGAGUCCGUAAGGCGCAACGAAAGAAAUGCGUUCCGUAAGAACGAUCGGUGAGCGCCACUUCACCAAUGCACAUUCUUAUCGAAGCCGACAGGGCAAAGAGCCCGUAGCUCAGUGAUAAGAAGCGUUGGAGAUCUAACUGACAGGUCGCAGGUUCGAACCCCAGCUGUUUCACACUUCGGCGUUGGGUAUGACUGGCUGACGACUGCUACUAAGCCAGAACUGGCCAUCCCAGUCUUCCUUGUCGUUGUCGGUAAUGAUACUCUGCAUACAUAUAUUUAAGGCUUUUGAUUUGGAUUUACGCCUCGUCCUCUCAAAAGAGAAGUAUUGGUACUUCCUGACGACACAUAAAUUAUACUAAUAAAUGUUAAUGUUAUAUCCACUGUCAGUGGGAGGACGGUGUUUAUUGAGGUUGCUGGAACGCCUUCCAAUUUUCUUUGCAGAAGACCUAGUUCCAAGGGAUUUUACGGCAACUACUGUGAGCUUUCACUCUAUCAUUGUGUCAUGGGAGGCGCCCCGUCAUUCGAACGAGCUCAAUGGUCUAUACGAACUUACGGUGUACAACGAAACGCAUGAGGAGAAUUCCUACCUGUGGGCUACCAAGGACACAUUUGCUGACCUAGAACCCUCCACCACUUACAACUUCACAGUACAGGCAUUUUGGAAAAAUGACACACCGGUCGGUGUUGUCGCUGUAACUUCUGCGAGAACAAUGCCCAGUGGUAAUCCACAACCCAAAUGCAUCCACAUUACGUGUAUUCGACCUUAUGCUUUUAUUCGUGCUGCAGCUCCGUUUAAGUUGCUCUCGUGA
Messenger RNA from Spirometra erinaceieuropaei, 2450 nucleotides. The record is from the annotation of a GenBank genome assembly. Lineage: Eukaryota; Metazoa; Platyhelminthes; Cestoda; Diphyllobothriidea; Diphyllobothriidae.